AUGCCACAAAUACUCAGUACCAAAGAGGCCAACCUCUUCCGCCAGGUCAUUCGUGACUAUGAGGAGAAGCGAUACAGAGCGGGCCUCAAGGCGGCCGAGCAGAUCUUGAAAAGGAACCCCAAGCAUGGCGACACCAUGUCGAUGAAGGCCCUGAUCAUGAACGCACAGGGUAAAACAGAGGAGGCCUUCAACCUGGCCAAGGAAGCUCUCAAGGUUGACUUCAAGUCACACAUCUGCUGGCAUGUGUACGGCAUCCUGUACCGUACCAACAAGAACUUUGAGGAGGCUAUCAAGGCCUACAAGUUUGCCCUCAAGCUCGAGCCUGAGUCGCAACAGAUUCAGCGCGACUUGGCCAUCCUCCAGGUGCAAACCCGCGACUACGAAGGUUACGUUCAAAGCAGGUUCGCGAUGCUCAAGGCGCGCCCGCAACUGCGUCAGAACUGGACCGCGUUGGCUAUUGCUCACCAUCUCGAGGGCAAUCUUCAGGAAGCUGAGAGGAUCUUGACCACUUACGAAAAGUCCGUGUCGGUGGCCCCUUCAAAGACUGACUUUGAGAACUCGGAAGCGCUCCUUUACAAAAACUCCAUCAUUUCUGAGCAAGGAGAGACAGAGCGGGCCCUGGAACACUUGGAGCAAGAGUGCAAAAAGUGCUUGGAUCGGUUGGCCGUUAUGGAGCUACGGGCCCGUUAUCUUGCCGAGCUGGGACGGAAGGAGGAGGCGGAAACGGCAUAUCGGGCGUUGAUUGAUCGAAACCCAGACCACACCGACUACUACAAGCGCUUGGUGGACGUGUUGGGCCUGACUGCCGAGGAUGAGGCUGCGCAAAAGGCCAUCUUUGAUGAAUAUUCUGCCAAGUAUCCCCGCUCUGAUGCUGCUCGUCGUUUGCCCUUGGACUUUUUGACAGCCAAAGCAUACCUGGGCCUGAUGUUCAACAAGGGCGUCCCAUCAACAUUUGCCAACCUUAAGCACUUGUACUCUGACUCCUUCAAAAAGGAUACUCUUCCUUCGCUGGCCGAAGAGUACCUCCAAGAAGCCGAGGGUUCCAACGCAGAAGCCAGCAGCGACAGCUCCAAGGGAGUAGGGGCUGCUCUUUUCUUCCUCGCCCAGCACUACAACUAUCACAUGAGCCGCGACCUUACCAAAGCGCUCGAGUAUGUCGAGAAGGCCAUCCAGUUGGACCCAAAGAGUGUCGAUUUUCAAAUGACAAAGGCGAGAAUUUUCAAACACCAAGGCGAUAUCGCGAAGGCCGCCGAGGCCAUGGACCAAGCUCGCCUACUUGAUACAAAGGACCGCUACAUCAACACCAAGGCCGCCAAAUACCAGCUGAGGAACAAUGAGAACGAGAAGGCCCUCAACACACUCGGCCUUUUUACGAGGGCCGAGACUGUCGGCGGCCCCUUGGCUGACUUGAUCGAUAUGCAAGCGAUGUGGUUUUUGACUGAGGAUGGCGAGGCGUGGCAGCGUCGCGGAAACGUGGCUCUAGCUUUGAAGCGCUACCACACCGUAUUCAACAUUUUCGACAUUUGGCAGGAGGACCAGUUCGAUUUCCACAGUUUCUCUCUUCGCAAGGGUCAAAUCCGCGCAUACGUGGACAUGAUUCGCUGGGAAGACAAGCUCAGGGAGCAUCCAUUCUACUUCCGGGCUGCUCUGGAUGCCGUGAAGCUUUACCUGUCCAUGUACGACAAGCCAGAAGGCGUGAACGGCGCCAAUGGCAACAACGCCAACGGGGAAGACGCUGCCGAGAAGAAGAAGGCGGCCAAGAAGGCCAAGAAAGAGGCACAGAAGGCGGAGAAGGAAGCGGCAGAACGUGCCGCAAAGCAAAACCCCAACAAGGCACAGAAGGAUAAGGAGGAGGAAGUCAAGAAGAAGGAUGAUGACCCGAACGGGGUGAAGCUCGCCGAGACGAAGGAUCCCCUGGGAGAUGCGAUGAAGUUCUUGGAGCCACUUCUCCAGUUUAGCCCCAAGAACAUUGAGGGCCAGAUCGCGGGCUUUGAGGUCUACAUCCGCAGGAAAAAGUACGUGUUGGCCGCAAAGUGCCUCAAGGCAGCCCAGGCUCUAGAUGAGAACCAUGUCAAGGUUCAGGAGCUCGCGGCCACAAUGCAAAAGACGAUGGACGGUGUCCUGGAGUCUCUGGCCCCCAAGGUUCAAGAAGCGCUGAAGACAGAGCUCGCCUAA
This is a messenger RNA of Podospora anserina S mat+, 2175 nucleotides long. RefSeq lists its product as uncharacterized. The coding region runs from base 1 to 2175 and encodes 724 amino acids. The record is from RefSeq and is a predicted model, not a curated record. The transcript has 3 exons. Gene Ontology annotation, molecular function: protein binding; protein-N-terminal amino-acid acetyltransferase activity. NCBI's taxonomy places the organism in Eukaryota, Fungi, Ascomycota, Sordariomycetes, Sordariales, Podosporaceae. Gene Ontology annotation, biological process: N-terminal peptidyl-methionine acetylation. Gene Ontology annotation, cellular component: cytoplasm; NatA complex.